AUGCUGGAGAUGAACAGAAGAAGUGUGUCUGUGUGUUGUGCUUGGAGAUCGUUUGAGAUGCUGACAUCUUGCACAUGUGCCUUGUGGAAUUUAAUAAAUGAACGUUUUCUACAUCUAUAAUACCCUUGCGGUCUGAGUGGUGUAACAAGAGCAUAUAAUAAUUUGUUUUGAUGUGUGUUCCCCACAGUUAUGACUCCAACAUGGACGACAGCAGAGACAACAAGAAGAACCGUUUCUCCAACACAAUGGCCUUCAUGGAGGAAUAUCUGAACAACGUCCUGAACGAUGAGCUGCCCUUUCACAACGAGGAGAAAAACAAACUCACAUACGAGGUGGUGAGUUUGGCCAGACAUUUGAUCUACUUUGGUUUCUACAGUUUCUUUGAGCUGCUCAGACUCACCAGAACUCUGCUGGGCAUCAUCGACUGUAGACCCAACCCUGGAUAUGCUGGGGUCUUAUUCCAUGAUGAUGGAUCUGGGAAAAACGUCAAGCGCUCCAUACAUGGGAUGGGUCAGAUUAUGUCCACCAUGGUCCUGAACAGGAAGCAGUCCAUAUUCGGAGGUGCAGGAGCCAGAGGGGCGGGGGCGGGAAAUGCGCUUGAAGGACAGAGAGGCAGUAAAGAUAGUAUUGAAAAUAUGGACCUGACUGUGAUGGACACCAAGCUGAAGAUACUGGAGAUAUUACAGUUCAUCCUGAACGUUCGUCUGGACUACCGCAUCUCCUUCCUGCUGUCAGUGUUUAAGAAAGAGUUUGUGGAUGUUUAUCCCAUGGCUGAUGCCGACGCCACCACCAAUUUGGAGCACGCAGCCACCAUCAACCUGCAGCACAUUGGAGAGCAGGCUGAGGCUAUGUUUGGAGUCGGGAAAGGGAACAGUAUUUUGGAGGUGGAUGAUGAAGGCGGUCGGAUGUUCCUGAGGGUUCUGAUCCACCUCACCAUGCACGACUAUCCUCCUUUAGUCUCUGGAGCCCUGCAGCUGCUCUUCAGACACUUCAGCCAGAGACAGGAGGUGCUGCAAACCUUCAAACAGGUCCAGUUGUUGAUCACGUCACAGGAUGUAGAAAACUACAAGCUGAUCAAGGCGGAUCUGGAUCGACUCCGAACGCUGGUGGAGAAAUCUGAACUGUGGGUGGAGAAGAAGAGCUCAGGUGGAAGCGACGGGAAGAAAGACAAGAAGGACAAGAAGGAGAAAGGGGAGGUGGGGAGCAAAAACAUCAUUAUUUACACCUUUAUUUUCACUAAAGGCAUUAGUAUUUAUAACAUAAAAGAACAGAUUGUCUGGACAUUAAACAGUUUAGGUUCCUGUUUAAAUUGAACACCAAGUACAUUUUUGGGGAAAACGUAGACAAGUUCCAGGAACAAAGAGGAGGUGGAGAGUGCAGUAUCACCAGCAUACAGCACUAUGUUGAGAGAGAGUUUCUAGAUGGAUUUAGGGCCAAUUUUAUUUCAAAAUGUUUAAGUUUAACACUCCUUCAUAACUAAUGGGUGAGAUCUUCAUGU
Molecule: messenger RNA, 1498 nt
Organism: Notothenia coriiceps (black rockcod)
Lineage: Eukaryota; Metazoa; Chordata; Actinopteri; Perciformes; Nototheniidae
Product: inositol 1,4,5-trisphosphate receptor type 3-like
Exons: 7
Coding region: 171-1313 (380 amino acids)
Biological process (GO): calcium ion transport
Source: RefSeq, a predicted model, not a curated record